CCCCGCGCGGCGCACCCGCUCUUCCCCCGCUGCCUCCCAAAGCCGCGGGCCAGGGUCAGGGGCGGGAGCCGGGCGGGCGUGCAGGGGGUGCUCGCGGCGCCCCGGCUCCGCCAUGGUGGAGGCCUGGUACAUGGACGAGUCCGCCGACGACCCGAGGCGGCCCCAUCGCGCCGAGCCCAACCGCCCGGUCGGCCUGGAGCAGCUGCGCCGGCUCGGGGUUCUUUAUUGGAAGUUGGAUGCUGACAAAUAUGAGAAUGAUCCAGAAUUAGAAAAGAUCCGAAAAGAGAGAAACUAUUCCUGGAUGGACAUAAUAACCAUAUGCAAGGAUAAACUACCAAAUUAUGAAGAAAAGACGCCGGAGCCACCCAGGCGCCCCUCGUUUUCACUUCCGAGGGGCGAUGCCACGCCGGCCUCCCUGGUGUCCAGCAGCCUGGGGGCCCCGCUGAGCAACUACGUGAAGGCCAUGCGGCUGUUCGUGGGAGAUCCCGUGUGGACGGCGUACAACCGGCCCGCUGACCAGUUCGAGGCUCGGGGGCGGUACGUGGCGUUUUUGGCGCAGACAGCCUAGCGGCGCUCGGGGUCCCACCGCGCUUCGCCCUUGGGAAUGUCCUUCCUCCUCCUCUUACGCCGUAGACGUGGCUAGGUGCGCUUCCUUGGCAAGGCGAUUCGAUCGGUGUGUUUAGUGAAAGGAGCUUUAUUAUAAAAGUGAUUUUUACGUGGAAGCAACUCUGGGACUGUGGACAAACCACGUUCAUUUUACCUAAUUCAAGAUCAGCCCAAAUGAGAGUCCUCUCCCCAAUUGUUUACGUGCGGCGCUGCUCCAUCCGGACCUGUUUCUUCGACCAUAAGCAGACGUCUGCCCCUGCGGUGCCUGCCUUGUAAGAAGGUGUCAGAGGAGACAACAGGACCGGCCAGACAGAAGACACUCUUCUCCCAGAACCGGGUGGGGAGUGCUGUCGGGGGCGAGGUCUCUCCUGUUAGUGGGGGCGAUGCUCGGAGUUCCUCAUGCCACUUUCUUGUUCAGAAUAAAGUAGCUGCCUUAAUUUUA
This is a messenger RNA of Leptonychotes weddellii (Weddell seal), 1048 nucleotides long. Lineage: Eukaryota; Metazoa; Chordata; Mammalia; Carnivora; Phocidae. The record is from RefSeq and is a predicted model, not a curated record.